AUGCACUGUUGGUUUCUGUUACAUAACAUUCUUGUCCUGUCUUUCACAACAGAUUUUGCACUCACUGAAGGCAAUAUGAUCAUUCCUUUGUGCCAAAAAGGGUAUUUUCCCUGUGGAAAUAUGAGCAAGUGCCUGCCGCGUGCUUUUCACUGUGAUGGUGUGGAUGACUGUGGGAACGGUGCCGAUGAGGAGAACUGUGGUGACGCUAGUGGAUGGGCAACCAUAUUUGGCACAGUCCACAGAAGUGUUAACAAUGUGACAGUAACACAGGAGUGCUUUCUAAGCCAGUAUCCAAAACAUUGUGACUGCAAAGAAACUGAACUGGAAUGUGUAGAUGCUGACUUAAGGACCGUGCCGACCCUUUCCCACAAUGUGACAUUACUGUCUCUUAAGAAAAACAAAAUCCACAGUCUUCCAGAUAAAGUUUUCAUCAAAUACACAGAACUUAAAAAGAUAUUUCUACAGUAUAAUUGCAUUAGACACAUAUCCAGGAAAGCAUUUUUUGGAUUAUAUAAUCUUCAAAUAUUGUAUCUCAACCACAACCACAUAACAAGUCUCAGACCUGGAGUAUUCGAAGACUUACAUCAGCUGACGUGGCUAAUUCUAGAUGACAAUCCAAUAACCAGAAUUUCACAGCGGUUGUUUACUGGACUAAAUUCCUUGUUUUUCCUGUCUAUGGUUGACAACCACUUAGAAGCCCUUCCCAAGCAGAUGUGUGCCCAAAUGCCUCAACUUAACUGGAUGGACCUGGAAGGCAAUCGAAUAAAACGUCUCAGAAAUUCCACCUUCCUGUCGUGCAAUUCACUCACGGUGCUGUUUCUGCCUAGAAAUCAAAUUGAUUUUGUUCCAGAGAAGACAUUUUCUUCAUUAAAAAAUUUAGGAGAACUGGAUCUGUCUAGCAAUAAGAUAACGGAGCUGCCACCUCACCUUUUGAAAGACCUGAAGCUUCUACAGAAACUGAACCUGUCAUCCAAUCCUCUUUUGUAUCUCCACAAGAACCAGUUUGAAAGUCUUAAACAACUGCAGUCUCUAGACCUGGAAAGGAUAGAGAUUCCAAAUAUAAACACACGCAUGUUUCAACCCAUGAAGAAUCUUUCUCACAUUUAUUUCAAAAACUUUCGAUACUGCUCCUAUGCUCCCCAUGUCCGAAUAUGUAUGCCCUCGACUGACGGCAUUUCUUCAUUUGAGGACCUCUUGGCUAACAAUAUCCUCAGAGUGUUUGUCUGGGUUAUAGCUUUCAUUACCUGCUUUGGAAAUCUUUUUGUCAUUGGCAUGAGAUCUUUCAUUAAAGCCGAAAAUACAACUCACGCCCUGUCCAUCAAAGUCCUUUGUUGUGCCGACUGCUUGAUGGGUGUCUACCUGCUUUUCAUUGGCUUUUUUGAUAUGAGAUACCGAGGACAGUAUCAGAAGUAUGCCCUGCUGUGGAUGGAGAGCGUACAAUGCCGCCUCAUGGGCUUCCUGGCCAUGCUGUCCACCGAAGUCUCUGUCCUCCUGCUGACCUACCUGACUCUGGAGAAGUUCCUGGUCAUCGUUUUCCCCUUCAGUAACAUUCGCCCCGGAAGACGGCAGACUUCCCUCAGCCUCGGCUGCAUCUGGAUGGUGGGGUUUCUGAUAGCUGCAGUUCCUUUUUGGGAUGAGGAUUAUUUUGGAAACUUUUAUGGGCAAAAUGGAGUGUGUUUCCCACUUUAUUAUGACCAAACAGAAGAUAUUGGAAGCAAAGUGUAUUCUCUUGGAAUUUUUCUAGGUGUGAACUUGCUGGCUUUUCUCGUCAUUGCGUUUUCCUAUGUUACUAUGUUCUGUUCCAUUCAAAAAACCGCCUUGCAGACCUCGGAAGUGAGGACUCACCUUGGAAGAGAGGUGGCUGUGGCAAAUCGUUUCUUUUUUAUAGUGUUCUCUGAUGCCAUCUGCUGGAUUCCUGUGUUUGUCGUUAAAAUCCUUUCCCUCUUCCAGGUGGAAAUACCAGGCACAAUCACUUCCUGGAUUGUGAUAUUUUUCCUCCCAGUCAACAGUGCCUUGAACCCAAUCCUCUACACUCUCACCACCAGUGUUUUUAAGGACAAAUUGAAACAGCUGCUGCACAAACAUCGGAGGAAAUCCAUCUUCAAGAUUAAAAAGAAGAGUUUAUCUACCUCCAUUGUGUGGACAGAUGACUCCUCUUCACUUAAACUCGGGAUUUUGAACAAAAUAACCCUUGGGGAGAGUGUAAUGAAACCAGUUUCCUAG
Molecule: messenger RNA, 2223 nt
Organism: Lepus europaeus (European hare)
Lineage: Eukaryota; Metazoa; Chordata; Mammalia; Lagomorpha; Leporidae
Gene: RXFP2
Product: relaxin family peptide receptor 2
Exons: 17
Coding region: 1-2223 (740 amino acids)
Biological process (GO): G protein-coupled receptor signaling pathway
Cellular component (GO): membrane
Molecular function (GO): protein binding; G protein-coupled receptor activity
Source: RefSeq, a predicted model, not a curated record